AUGCUUGAGAAUGCGAGUGAAACGAGUGAAGUGGGCAUGUGCGCCGAAAAGCUGAUAAGGAGCAGCCAACCGGAGACCGAAACCGACGAGAAGACGUGCGACCGGACGAUCCGCCUCAGGCAAAAGGCUGCCGGGAUUCGAUGGUGCCCAAGGUUGCAUUUGAGUCAUGCAGAAGAUGGCUCCCUUCCAACCCUCACCUAUUAUUGGAGCAAACUACCAGCCGAUACUAGCUACAAUUACUACUUUUUCAAUAUUACGAAUCGAGACGAGGUGAUGUACCAAAACGCAAUGCCGGAUCUCGUCGAAAUUGGGCCCUAUUCGUACAAGGAAUGGGAGUUCAAGGAGGGUGUACAAUGGCUGGAGAAUGAUAAUAAGAUACAUUUUCAAAAUAAUAAGUCAUUCGCGUACGAUCAGGCGAAUUCGUGCAGUUAUUGUACGUAUAAGGAUAUGGUGACGUUACCGAAUGCGGCAUAUAUGUCCAUCCUCACCUUACUAAAUCAAAAUAAAGCUCUCCCAAAUAUUGCCGUUCUCACAACAAUUUUCGACCUUCUAGCACUAUUGCUUGGCGAACAACCAAUGCGAACGGUACCGGUAGCCGGAAUCCUCUACGACUCCUACAACGACCCCCUAAUCGACCUGACCACUUCAAAUCUCACCAAAAUGCUUGCCCCCGAUGGAAAGCUGCUUGGAGUUCAACUACCCGACAUCGAGGCCAUGGGAUAUUUCCCUUAUUAUAACCACACAAACGAUGAGACCUACAAAAUUCACAGUGGAAAAGCGGAUGUCUAUAAAACAGGGCAAAUUGUUGAAUGGGCUGGAAAUACAAGCUUGGCUUGGUGGGGCGAUGAAUAUUCAGCUUCACUGGAAGGGUCCAGCGACGGCUCCUUCAAUAAGGCUAACCUGAAGAAAACGGAUAAGAUCAAAAUGUAUCAGUCAUAUGCAUGCCGUACUUUCCGCAUGACGUACACCGACCAGGAUACAGUGAGGGGAAUCAAAUCCUACAUCUAUAAAUUGGAAUCAUUUGAUUAUGAUACUACGAUCGAAUUAAAUCGUGGUUAUCGAUAUGAGAAUACUGAAUUGGUGGACUAUUUCCCAACAUGGCCUUGUGGAGCAAAUCACCAAUACAAUGGCAGCUGCCAAAACACCGUUGAUUGUACGCUAAGUGCAAACUGGUGCUCAAGUUGUUGCAAUGGUACUCAUUACAAAGAUCAAACCGUUUUUAUGCCUCCGGGUGUGGUCCCUCUGCGGUGUUUGCCAGGUCAAAAGAAACGAUUGCCAUUUGCCGGUUUCCUAUCACCACCACACUUCUUGCAAUCACCAUUAGAGGUAACAAGUUCAAUGAGAGGUGUAGCUCCUGACCCAGAACUCCAUGAACCUGCAAAAUUCUAUAUUAACCCGCUAACUGGUUCCACUGUAAAAGCUGCCUUCCGGAUGCAACUCGUCGUACCAAUCUACAAUAGACACAAUUUCCUCCUAUCUAAACGAAUUCGAAAUGCCUUCCUGCCUUCAUUUUGGGUUGAUAUCAAAGUCGAUCUGAAGAAAUAUGCCAUCAACUACAUCAAAACCGUAACCGUCAUCAUCCCAGACAUUGCAUUGGGGAUCGGCAUCGGGUUGCUGGUGAUUGGACUGAGCUGUAUCCUCACCACAUUUUUAUGCGCGAUGCGCCGGACCAGACGGGAUGCUGUACAAAAGUUUGAAGUGGAGCCGGUGCCGGCGAUAAGCGCCACACAGCCGAAGGAUGAUGUCUGGACC
This is a messenger RNA of Mesorhabditis spiculigera, 1752 nucleotides long. NCBI's taxonomy places the organism in Eukaryota, Metazoa, Nematoda, Chromadorea, Rhabditida, Rhabditidae. The record is from the annotation of a GenBank genome assembly.